Messenger RNA from Helianthus annuus (common sunflower), 1099 nucleotides. Its product is annotated as transcription factor FER-LIKE IRON DEFICIENCY-INDUCED TRANSCRIPTION FACTOR. Gene Ontology annotation, cellular component: nucleus. The transcript has 4 exons. Gene Ontology annotation, molecular function: sequence-specific DNA binding; DNA-binding transcription factor activity; protein dimerization activity. NCBI's taxonomy places the organism in Eukaryota, Viridiplantae, Streptophyta, Magnoliopsida, Asterales, Asteraceae. The coding region runs from base 67 to 957 and encodes 296 amino acids. The record is from RefSeq and is a predicted model, not a curated record. Gene Ontology annotation, biological process: regulation of DNA-templated transcription.
GACCAUGACACAAUAGACUCCUCUGAGUACUCAUUCAGCAGCUAUUUCAUUGACGGAAACCCCAACAUGUUCCAACCCGAUUUCAUACUAGAAGAAACUGAUUUCGAUACACUCAUUAGCGCCAUUCGAAGCGAGCCUGCAGCAGAUCCAAUUGAAAGUUUCUAUUCAGACUACGGAUACAAUCAAUUUACCAACGCCUAUAUGGAGCUGCCACUCAGGAAUGAUGCUGUCUUGGCAGCUGGUGCUGACUUCGGCGGUUAUGAGAUGAUGGAUCCAAACCCAGGUCAGCUGGUUUGGAACCAGGAAGUGGAGGAGGAUAUGAAGGAUGAUGAUUCGUCUGAGACAGCGACAACCAAUAAACCCGAAACCACAAAGAGAAUCGGCGGUGCAAAGGGUGAUCGGACGAGGACUUUGAUCUCUGAGCGGAAGAGGAGAAGUGGGAUGAAGGAGAAGCUAUACGCGUUGCGUUCGUUAGUACCCAAUAUUACCAAGAUGGAUAAAGCUUCAAUUGUUGGAGAUGCAGCACGAUACAUUCAAGAUCUUCAAACACAAUCGAGGAAUUUAAGGGCUGAGAUUGCAACAAUCGAAGCAACUAAAACCCUAAAAACAUCAUCAUCCCAGAAUUCGAAAAUCGCUCAUGCUUCAUGCCAAAUUCCUACAUUAAAGAUGAUAUCAAAGUUGGACAUGUUUCAAGUUGAGGAGAAAGAAUACUAUGUAAGACUCAUUUGCAACAAAGGACGAGGUGUUGCGGCUUCACUUCAUCGAGCACUUGAGUCGCUCACAAGCUUUCAAGUCCAAAGUUCGAAUUUAUCCACUGUUAAUGAUGAUUUUGUUUUGACAUUCACGUUAGAUGUUGCGGUGUGCGAAUUUGACAUAAACUUGCCAAAUUUGAAGCUAUGGCUUUCAAGUGCUUUCGUCAACCAAGGAUUCCAAUUCAACACGUUUAGAUCUCGCUGAAUCAAUUUGAAUUACGUCGAUAUGCAUGAACUUGUGUGGCAUUUUUUAACGCUCACACGCACAUGCAUCAUUUUGAGAUUUUGCAUCUUUUGUUUACUAGUGAUGGUUUAUGGAUGUUCUAAUAAACAUAAAAUAAAGCUUA